Molecule: messenger RNA, 461 nt
Organism: Prorocentrum cordatum
Lineage: Eukaryota; Dinophyceae; Prorocentrales; Prorocentraceae
Source: the annotation of a GenBank genome assembly
AUGGGCGCGCAGGGUGCGGCGGGCGCCCCCGGCUUCUUCUGCGCCCCCAAUGGCGCGAUGCAGAUCUUCGUGAAGACACUGACGGGCAAGACUCUCACCCUGGACGUUGCAUCCACUCAGACCGUCGAUGCCCUCAAGGCGAAGAUUCAGGACAGGGAGGGCAUACCGCCCGACCACCAGAGGUUGAUUUUCGCUGGUAGGGAGCUACGCAACGGCCUGCAGCUAUCCAGUUACAGCAUCCAGAAAGAGUCCAAUCUCGAUCUGGUUCUCCAUCUGCUUGGCGGGGGUCGCCACGUCGCCCCCGAGAGCCCGCCGCGGCCCGCGCGGACGAAGGAGGAAACGGCUGGCCACGAGCGGGCGAAGGGGGAGCCGAACGCCGAGUUGGUGAAGGAGGAGCCGGCGGAGGAGGCGACGCCGAACAAAACGAAAGCGGUGGUCCUUGACAAGCUGGACUCCAGCCG